Molecule: messenger RNA, 1369 nt
Organism: Zychaea mexicana
Lineage: Eukaryota; Fungi; Mucoromycota; Mucoromycetes; Mucorales; Lichtheimiaceae
Exons: 1
Coding region: 113-907 (264 amino acids)
Source: RefSeq, a predicted model, not a curated record
CUCUUUCUUUCUUAUUUCUUUCCACACCACAUCUCUUUCAUCACUGAUUAUCUACGUAUAAGAAACACGCACUUCUUCCAUUUGAAAAUAAAAAAGAAAACCAGCUGCUGCAAUGGACAUGAAAAAACAGCCAGCAGAGCUAUCAUCAGCACCAUCACCGCCGCCGGUCUUGCACUAUAACCCGCCCUCCAAUGAUUCGCACACAAAACGAUGGGCCUGGGUCGGCCGUUUCAUCCUGUCCCUGGCUGCGCUUGCCUUUGUCAUGCAUUGCACCUCGUCCACUCGCUUGUCCCAGCUGUGGAAAUCACACAACAGUCCCAAGGAACACCUGGUUCUACACACCGGCUUCCCAGCCAUCGGCACGAACAUGAACGGCCAACCGAUUCUUCCCAAACAAGGUGCCGCCAUUGCGUUUUCUCCAGGCGCCAGUGCUGUCAGUGCCCAGAAAGAAAGCUGGUGGGAUCGGUUGUUCCCUUGGCGCCACGUCCAUCUCAAGUCGGUCCAACUCGCUGUCCAUUCAUCAUCAUCAUCAUCAACAACAACGUCAGACCUCAAGGCCCGAUUGGCAGUAUGCACGUCAACCCAUGACUCACUGUGGCAAAACAUCCCCGAUGCAUCCCAGUGUGUUGCAUCCACUUCAUCGUUGUCUGUGUUGGACCCCAUGGACGAUCCAGGUGUGUUGGAAUGGCAUCCUUCCGAAGAACAAGAAGAUGCCAUCGUGCUGCGCAAAAAGAAUGUCUACUGGCUCAUUGUUCAGACGGAGCAAGACGAGUUCGAUUGGGUCUAUGCAUUGCCGUCGGAUGACUCCCUUGGCGACAAUCGCGUGGCCUAUGAAACACAGAAUGGUUGGAAGUUGCAGCAGGACGAGCUUGUUCCAAGUGUAAUGAUCACCGUGACUGAUCAUUAAUAGGAAGAACGAUACCCCGUCACCCCACCUCUUCUCCACCUUUUUGCUUUUCUGACUCGUCGCUUCAUCCACUACUGACGGAUGGUGCAACUCUAGUAUAGCACAUACACCAUUUUUUUGUACCUUUUUCUCGUGCUCAUAUAUAUUAUAUAAAUUGAUUUCUUUUUUGACUCGCUUGUAUCAUCUAUAUGGCCUGCAUAUGGAAGACUACGAAGUUUCUGUUUACUAUGGCGUGUAUAGGCAAACACCGUUUCCCAUGCCAGCUGUUAAUCUUUGUUUAUGCAGGUCGUCAUGGCGAAGACGAAUUUAGCCCGAGAAGACUUGAUCGUUACACAAUCCAUCAACGCCUCGGAAGUUCAGUUCCGAUUUAGCUAGGUUUUGGCAUCGUUUUUAUUUCGCUUAAACUGACAUCUAUGAAUGUCAAGAAUAAAGAACCAACUUUUUUGAAGCAGUAAAGAAAGG